Aspergillus tubingensis is the source of this 774-nucleotide messenger RNA. RefSeq lists its product as uncharacterized. Gene Ontology annotation, biological process: exocytosis. The record is from RefSeq and is a predicted model, not a curated record. Gene Ontology annotation, cellular component: cell tip; Golgi to plasma membrane transport vesicle. The transcript has 2 exons. Gene Ontology annotation, molecular function: guanyl-nucleotide exchange factor activity. Bases 1 to 774 code for a protein of 257 amino acids. Lineage: Eukaryota; Fungi; Ascomycota; Eurotiomycetes; Eurotiales; Aspergillaceae.
AUGUCGACCACCACCACUACCACCGCUCUAACGUCCACCACGCUCAUCGGCACGCUGCCCUCUAUGGCGGGCGCUGCCGCUCUCGUCUCCGGAAAGGCCUGUCCAACUUGCGGCCAGGACGGAUUUCUCGCGGCUGGACAGUCCACUAAUGAUACCCGACGUCGAGCGAAGGACCUUGAAGGCCAAGUCAACGCUCUGAACCUGCAAGCAAUGCAAAUGGCCGAGAAACUGGCCGCAUACGAAGAAGAAAUCCGACGACUGCGUGCGCAACCGUCAUCCCGAAACAACACAUCCGUGUCAUCCACCGCAUCGACGCAAAUCGACCGGUCCCAAUCACCUACUCACCUACAAACAUCCCCGAAAUCGCAACCGGGCCGACUUUCUACUCUUGCCUCUUUCCUCCCCUCCCGUCGACCGAGUGCUACCAGUACCACCCAGGCUCAGCCAGUUGCUUCGCCUCCACCACCGGAGCCCGUACAGCCGACAACCACCCAGGAGGAGACAGUGGAGUUACAAAAUGCGUUGAAUCGGGAGCAGAGUCUACGUAAAGCCGCAGAGAGCCAGUUGUCGCAGGCGAGCACGGAACUGGAGGAACUGACAGCGCAGCUGUUCAGCCAGGCGAACGAGAUGGUCGCGCAGGAACGCAAGGCACGAGCUCGGCUCGAAGAGCGUGUCGCGGUACUGGAACGUCGAGAUGUCGAGAAGCGCGCUCGACUGGAGCGCUUAGAGAAAGCGAUGGCACGCGUGGAGCGGAUCCGAGCGAUGGUCGGAUAG